Molecule: messenger RNA, 3153 nt
Organism: Pogona vitticeps (central bearded dragon)
Lineage: Eukaryota; Metazoa; Chordata; Lepidosauria; Squamata; Agamidae
Source: RefSeq, a predicted model, not a curated record
CCUGACUCUCCUGCUGGUCUCCAAGCCUGGGUGUGCGUCGCGCCUCCAUGCCCUCCUGGACCCCACCCAGCGCAGGGUGGAAGAGGUAGACAGGGGCCUCCUUGAGAGAGCGCUGUGGAGCAUUGCCGGGCAGCCCACUCCAGCGGAGAUGACGCAAGGCCACGUGGCCAUCAACACCGAAUACGGGGACUGGGAAUGGAGCACCGAUGCGGGCGAGCGGGCCAGGCUCCUGCAGAGCCCCAACGUGGAGGGGGUGCUGAGGAGGAGCAGCGAGGAGCCGCGGGGGCCGGGCACGACCUCCACGCUGAGCGCCGUCUUCAUCGUGGUGAACGCUGCCCUCGGGGCGGGCUUGCUGAACUUCCCAGCGGCCUUCAGCAUGGCCGGAGGGGUAGCGGCUGGAAUCGCCCUGCAGAUGUGCAUGCUGGUCUUCAUCAUCGGCGGUCUGGUCAUCCUCGCCUACUGCUCUCAGGCCAGCAACGAGGCCACGUACCAGGAGGUGGUCCGGGCGGUGUGCGGCAAAGUCACGGGGGUGCUGUGUGAAGUGGCCAUCGUGGUCUACACCUUUGGCACCUGUAUCGCCUUCCUGAUCAUCAUCGGGGACCAGCAGGACAAGAUAAUUGCAGCCUUGGUGAAGGACUCCUUGGGGACCGAGAGCAUUCACUGGUAUACGGAUCGGAAACUCACCAUCAGCAUCACCGCCUUCCUGCUCAUCCUUCCUUUGUCGGUUCCCAAGGAAAUCGGCUUCCAGAAAUAUGCCAGUGGCUUGAGUGUUUUGGGGACUGGGUACGUCACCGUGAUCAUCAUCAUCAAGUAUAUUUGGCCCGAUAAAGAGAUCACCCCGGGGGAAAUCCCAACCAGCCCCUCGUCGUGGAUGUCCGUCUUCAACGCCAUGCCCACCAUUUGCUUUGGCUUCCAGUGCCACGUCAGCAGUGUGCCCGUCUUCAACAGCAUGAAGCGCCCUGAGGUGAAGCCCUGGGGAGCGGUCGUGACGGCAGCCAUGGUCAUUGCGCUCUUUGUCUACACCGGCACCGGCGUCUGUGGCUUCCUGACCUUCGGCUCGAGCGCGGAGCAGGACAUCCUCCUCUCCUACCCCUCCAGUGACGUGGCCGUGGCCAUCGCCCGGGCCUUCAUCAUCCUCUGCGUCCUCACCUCCUACCCAAUCCUUCACUUCUGCGGCCGGGCCGUCCUGGAAGGCCUCUGGCUGCGCUACAAGGGGGAAGCCGUGGAAGAGGAUGUGGUGCGGGAGCGGCGCCGGCGCCUGGGCCAGACGCUCGGAUGGUUCCUGCUGACCCUCCUGCUGGCCUUGUUCAUUCCCGACAUCGGCAAAGUCAUCUCGGUCAUUGGCGGGCUGGCAGCCGGCUUCAUCUUCGUCUUCCCAGGGCUCUGCCUCAUCCACACCAAGCUCUCUGAGAUCCAAGAAGCCCGGCCGGCCAGCUGGUGGAUGAUGGUCAGCUAUGGGGUGUUCAUGGUGGUCCUUGGAGCGUUCAUCUUUGGUCAGACCACAGCCCAUGCCGUCUUUGUGGAUCUCAUGAAGUGACCCUGGCGGUGAAUCUCCUCUCAUCUCUGUGCAAUUAAAGGAAUCCAAAUGGAAACACCCACCUAAAUCCGGGGAUGUCCUGAACGUCAAAGGGAAGCAACGGCUCUUCCUUCCAUGGUCCCUCCCACCCACCCACCCGCUCCCUCCCCCUCUAGGUUUCAUUCCUUGGACUUCUGAUUUCUCAGCCGAGCGUCCCAGUGGCUGUUUGACCAACUCCUUCUGUCGAUACAAAUGCACUGAACUUGUAUGAAGUCCCGCUCAGUGAACACGGGCCGAAUCCCUGCCUGCCUUUUGGAAGGUCACACAAGAAGCAGGCUCACUUUGGACCUUGCCUUGAGUUUGCACGUGGAGGAAGAUCAGGAUCACUCAUACGGACUCAUUUUUAUACUCUCGCCAGGGAUGUGCUGGACUGCGUGCAUUAUGGCUAGCUGGCCAUCCUGACCUUGUAAAGCGGGGCCUUGCAGGAGGGAAAGGCACGUGCACCCUGGGAAGAGCUGCUCCUUGCUGCAUCCUGUUUCCCUGCAGAAUCACUAGAGUUCUCAAGUGGCAGGAGAGGAAACAGUGGCCAGUUGGGGAUGUGACCCCCCCAGUGGUUUAUUGGGGGACAAGGCAGCCCUCCCUAACCCUGAGAAGUUGGCCCACCCCUGGCAUGAAGAGGAUGGGAAGCCGAAGGCUCAGUGCGAGGGUCCUGCUGCACUACGUCAACGUCGGGGAGUUGGUGCUUUACUAGCCUAGUUUGGGAAACACUUUUUUCAUUUUUAACUGGGAAGAACGUGUGAUCAUGUGGAUACUGAGCUUGCUUUUACUUUUUUUAUUUUUUAUAUACAAAAGUGUGUUUGGAAUCCUUGUUUACAUAGAACAGCCACGAUGGAAGGGGGAAACGUUAGAAAGGCCUUUGAGGGCAGUGGUUUGGCAAAAGGAUGGUUCACAGACAAAGGUUCUGUUUUAUUAUCUCUCCUUGUGAUAUAUAUAUAUCAGAGGAAAGUCACAAGCCUAUAUAUAAUGUCUCCUGCCUGGCAGUGACCUCUCCUUAAAUAUACUGUAUAUGUAUAUAUAUGCUUGUGACUCUCCUUAAAUAUAUAUAUUUAAGGAGGGGGCGCUGCCGGGCCACACACAAAAAUGCAUCAGGUCAGACAAGAGUGGGGCGAAGGAAAGUCACAAGCCUAUAUAUAAUGUCUCCUGCCUGGCAGCACCCCCUCCUUGUGACUCUCCUUUGCCCCACAUCUGACCUGAUGCAUUUUUGUGUGUGGCAUGGUUGCUGGCAGUCUGUUGAACCAACUGCCUUUAAGCCAUAGGCGUGGAUGCCUAGUUGUUGUUACAUCUUGGUCUGACGUUGAUCCUGCAGCCUAGGCUGGUUGCAGGACCCCCCUUCCAACAACCUUGCUCCAGUGCGCCAUUGUGUAACACAGCCUGAUGUUUACAAAGCCAGUGCUUGGAUGGCAGCUCCUGCUCUGGGGGAAAUGUACUGCAGGUGCUUUGAUUAGGUAAUUGUUUGGGGGGGGGGUUGGUGGCUGUUCAGGUGCUAUCUUCCUUUCCCUCUGUUGAUUGCUGGGGAAAUAGGAGGAAGUUAGGGUUUUAAAGGGAAGAUGUUACAAUGAAAAUAACAAAAGAAACGA